Argentina anserina (silverweed cinquefoil) is the source of this 945-nucleotide messenger RNA. RefSeq lists its product as uncharacterized. Lineage: Eukaryota; Viridiplantae; Streptophyta; Magnoliopsida; Rosales; Rosaceae. The record is from RefSeq and is a predicted model, not a curated record. The transcript has 2 exons. The coding region runs from base 1 to 699 and encodes 232 amino acids.
AUGCGCCUCACGCACCCUCCUCCUCCCUUUCUCACCACCAUGCGCUCCUCCUCGUCCUUCACCGCCACGUCAUCAUCCCCGAAACCCAAAUCCUCAUCAAACCCUAGCCACCACCACCACCACCACAGCAACCCGAAUUGCAGCCUCCUCUGCAAGCACUCGCCGUCGGCGACUCUGGACCUCCUCAUCCUCAUCCUGGUCCUCUUCUCCGGCACCUUCCUCAUCACCUCCUACUUCUCCUACAUCUUCAACUCCCUCUCCCUCCUCCUCUCCCACUCCGCCCCUCCUCUCCUCCCCAUCCCCUACCUCGCCGGCUUCCUCCUCUUCUUCGUCGCCGCCCUCCUCCUCGUCGACUUCUGCUGCGGCGCCCGAUCGCGCCGCUGCCACCGGACCGCCUGCAAGGGCCUGAAGAAGGCCAUGGAAUUCGAUUUGCAGCUGCAGACCGAGGAGUGUGUCAAGACCGGGUCCAAGGAGAUCGAUAGGCUGCCGUGGAAGGGAGGCAGCGAGUCUAAUCCUGACUACGAGUGUCUCCGGCUCGAGCUGAGGAAGAUGGCGCCGCCUAAUGGCCGUGCCGUGUUGCUGUUUCGGGCCAGGUGUGGCUGUCCUGUUGCUAAGCUUCAAGGCUGGGGUCCCAAGCGUGGCCGCCGCCAUAAGAAGGCUUUGGCUGGUACAAUUCCCAACGGAGGAGACAAUCGUUGAUUGUUUUGGGAUGCUUUCUGGAGUUUACAUUACAUGUUCUAUCAUUCACCUAUCUGAUUAUAAUCUAUAGACUUUUUUUGUUUAUUCUCAAUCAAAACAACCUUUUUAUUGAUCAUAUAUUUAUGUUUGGCCCACAGAUUUGUCUACACAACAUUGUCUAGAGUCUAGACAUACAUAUUGAUUGCUCAUGUGUAAGGGUAGAGCAAAUUGGAUUAGAAUAAAACAUAUGAAAUGGUAAAUUGGAUA